ACUUUUCGAAAUGACCUUUAUCCUAGAGAGCGCUACUCUAGUCUCUAUCUAUCUGUAUUUCUUUCCUUUCCACUUAAGUAUUCCCAAACACUUUCUUGUGUAUAUAUACCCUCAAAACUUAUCCUCCAAUCUAUUGUCUACAAAUUCCCAAAAUCUUUUGAAACCAAUUACAUCUCUCUCUGUUUCUCUCUGAUCUUUCUUUCUUGUUUUGUUUUUGUUUUUUGUUUUUCUUGUUUUGGGUUUGUGUUGCAGAGAUGAAUGAUCCAAAGUAUGCUUAUCCUUACCCUGCUCAAGGUUAUUAUCAAGGGCCCCCAGUGAUGGCACCACCUCAGUAUACUGCUCCACCACCACAAAGGAGCCAACCUGGUUUCCUUGAAGGAUGGCACGAAUGGCGUGAAUUUGUGGUCACCGGACGACCGGCUAGACAACCACCCAGACGACCGGGUGAAGCACUUGUCUACCGCAGUUGUCACCUUGUCGACCGCAGCUAUCAGCCUCUUUGCCGAACGACUGACCGGAUGACCGGUUAUACAAAUUCGAGGCAAAUUCGCGCCUCAAUAUUCGAGGCCUGUAGCGCGCCUCUAAUUCGAACUAGGAGAUAUGUGGGAUAUACUGUUUGGAUUUUGUCUCUUAAAUCUCUCAAUUUGUUUGGCCGAACUCAUUAUUAUUCAUCAAUAUAUCAGUCAAUACUGUUUGAUAUAGAUCGAUAUAUGACUAUAUCACCGAUACUUACGCAUAUCUCUAUAUAACUGUUUAAAACUAUGCCCACUCCAAACGAUUUCUUCUCCUCCUCCCAUACCAUCAAAUGGUUAAAACUAAUUCUUUAAAUUUUAUUCUAUUUUUAUUAUACUCUAGCUCAAUAAUCCAUUAAUCAUAUAAUUUCAUCCAACAAUCUCAUGAUUAAUUUGAAAAAAUACAUGUGAGUUUUGCUAAAUUAGUUAUCCUAUAUCCUAAUAAUCCAGACCUCCAAACUAACAUGACCAUAUAUUAUAAAUAAUUAUAUUUUAAUUGAGCUCUAGUGACGUGGAAAAAAAAAAAAAAAAAA
Messenger RNA from Camellia sinensis, 1045 nucleotides. The record is from RefSeq and is a predicted model, not a curated record. Lineage: Eukaryota; Viridiplantae; Streptophyta; Magnoliopsida; Ericales; Theaceae.